AUGGAAAACAGCGAUUCAGGAGGAUUAGCGGCGUGUCGGCCACCACCUCAGAUCCAGUUGCAGGCACUCAAAACACCACAGGUGAUAGCGGCGAAGGCCUCGCUGGCUACCUCAACCCCAGAGGUCACCAUGGUCGCGAAAUCUGAAACUGGUAGAGCCAGAAUAUGGAAUACCAAGAACCUAGCUUUGCGCCUCGGCGCUGACCUGAUCAGCGCCGCCUCAGCCGCGGUUCUCAUCGCUCCGAUCAUAUCGAUCAUAGACCGCUCUAUAAUGGAAAAUGCCUCCGGCCGGCGCACCCUCUCCGCAUCCCUCAAAUCCUCUCUCGGCUCCCUCCUUCGUCAUCCACACCGGGCAAUCCUCUCCAAGCCCUUCGCGCUGAUCUUCGCCCUCUACGGUGGCACCUACCUCACCGCCAACGCCCUCGAUACAGCCGUUUCCACGACUCGUAACCUCCCACCAACCCACGUCACCUCGGGUACGGGCAAAUUCGCCGCCUCUUCCACGGCCAACAUCGGCCUGUGCAUCUACAAGGACCAGGUCUUUGUCCGCCUAUUCGGCCCUCCCGGAAUCACGCCUCGUCCCGUCACCCUACCCAGCUACCUCUUGUUCGCGGUGCGUGACUGCCUGACCAUUUUCGCGUCGUUCAACGUGCCUCCGUUGCUCGGCCCCGCACUGUCGCGCCGCUUACAGGACAAGGGCCUGCACCGCUACGUGUCGGGCCAGACGCUGGCGCAGUUUGCCGCGCCCGCCGCCGUGCAGCUGUUCAGCACCCCGGUCCACUUGCUGGGGCUGGACAUGUAUAACCGACCCGGGGCCCUGGCUGGCGGCUGGCGGGACCGGUGGGCAGCGGUGAAAAAGAAUUGGGGAGUGAGCACCCUUGCGAGGAUAUGUCGCAUCGUGCCAGCAUUCGGGGUGGGUGGGGUGGUGAAUAUGAAGGUGAGAAGGUCGCUAAUGGAGCGGCUGGCGUAA
Molecule: messenger RNA, 969 nt
Organism: Canariomyces notabilis
Lineage: Eukaryota; Fungi; Ascomycota; Sordariomycetes; Sordariales; Chaetomiaceae
Exons: 3
Coding region: 1-969 (322 amino acids)
Cellular component (GO): mitochondrion
Source: RefSeq, a predicted model, not a curated record